Messenger RNA from Dendrobium catenatum, 1875 nucleotides. RefSeq names its product protein S-acyltransferase 8-like. The record is from RefSeq and is a predicted model, not a curated record. Gene Ontology annotation, biological process: peptidyl-L-cysteine S-palmitoylation; protein targeting to membrane. Gene Ontology annotation, molecular function: protein-cysteine S-palmitoyltransferase activity. Lineage: Eukaryota; Viridiplantae; Streptophyta; Magnoliopsida; Asparagales; Orchidaceae. Gene Ontology annotation, cellular component: Golgi apparatus; endoplasmic reticulum. Bases 270 to 1577 code for a protein of 435 amino acids. The transcript has 5 exons.
CCAAAAUAGGCUCUUGUUUAAGACUAUUUACCUUGCUCUACAUUUCUAGAACCUUGGCCAUGGAGAAAGGAGAAAGAGGAAGGGGAACAGCCCUUCUUUUCUCUCUCCAAUUCGACUCGAGAAGCAGAUAGCUAAAACCCAGCGGUCCUUUUGGCUUGAACUCCUUUUCCUCUUGAUUUGUGGCGUGGGAGGAGGAAGAUGCGAGAGUUGUUGGAGUUUCUUGUUUCGGAUUCUCUCCCCACUUAGAGGAUUAUCGUGUUCGUUUUCUCAUGGCCAAACGGGUGUAUCAAGUUUGGAAAGGGAGCAAUAGGUUCAUCUUUGAUGGGAGAUUGAUAUUUGGACCUGAUGCAUGGUCGCUAAUCAUUACCAUCUCACUAGUAGUUAUACCUGUUGUGAUAUUUUGUGUCUUUGUUGCAAGACAUCUUCUCCACAAGUUUCCUACUUAUAAUGCCGGAUAUGCUAUCUUGGUCGUUGCAAUAGCUUUUACCAUCUAUGUACUCGUGCUGCAAAUGCUUACUUCAGCUCGAGAUCCUGGCAUUAUUCCACGUGCAUCCCAUCCUCCAGAGGAAGAAUUCUCCUAUGAUGCUUCAAAUAGGAUUGAUUCCAGUGGAAGGCAUACACCAAGCCUACAGUUUCCUCGUACAAAAGAGGUGAUGGUUAAUGGCAUGCCUGUGAAGGUCAAAUACUGUGAUACCUGCAUGCUCUAUCGUCCACCACGUUGUUCACAUUGUUCAAUCUGCAAUAAUUGUGUGGAGCGAUUCGAUCAUCACUGCCCUUGGGUUGGGCAGUGCAUUGGUUUGAGAAACUACCGCUAUUUUUUCCUUUUUGUGUCCUCAUCAGCUCUUCUAUGCAUCUAUGUAUUUGCCAUGUGUGCAUUGUACAUUAAGUUUCUCAUGGAUGGAGACUACCCAACAGUAUGGAAGGCAAUGAAACACUCGCCGGCGUCAGUGGUUCUUAUGAUAUACUGCUUUGUUUCUUUGUGGUUUGUCGGUGGUCUUACUGGAUUUCAUUUGUACCUCAUUAGUACCAACCAGACCACAUAUGAGAAUUUCCGGUACAGAACUGACCGUAGACGCAAUGUGUAUGACCGGGGUUGCCUGAACAACUUCAUGGAGGUAUUCUGCACCAAAGUUAAGCCCUCGAGGAAUGACUUCCGUGCCUUCGUGCAAGAAGAGGCUCCGAAACCGAGUCCGAAUGCUCGUCCUGCAGAACCUGAUGAUGAUUUUGGAACCUACCAUCGUUCAAAAGUAGAAGAUGAUCUUGAUAUUGGUGGGGACCUGCUGAAGAUCUCCCAGCGGCGAAGCAUUCAGGAGUUUGACGAGGAGAUUGACCGUAGAAAUGAUAGUGGGAGGCCUGGAACCGCUUCUGAGUCAGAAGUUGUAUCCGAGUUGGAUAGGCAGGUCCCCUUCACUGGAACUGAGAUUCCCAUAACAAGAACUGAUGCCAGAAAUUCCAGCUGGGGUAGGAGAAGCAGCAACUGGGAUAUAUCACCUGAAAUCUUCACGAAGAACACUUCGGUUGCUGGAAGUGGCAGUUUGGUGACCGAAAAAGAGAGAUUAGUAGGGGAAAGAAAAUAACGAAUGGUGAACAGAACUGUGUUAUUAUCUAGAGUAAAGAAUGAAGAAUUCCAAAGCCAUCAUAGUUAGAUAAGUGCACCUAAUCUAUUGUUUCAUUUUAUUAUCCUUUUAUAACUGUCGAAUGAUUCUUUCUGUGAAUUACAAAAUGUGGAUCUCUCAGACAGUUGUGUAGCUUAUUAUUUUUGCCCCCCCCUAUGCAUUUUUUUAGUUGUUUACAGUUUGUUGUGUUGUAGUGAAUCAAAACCAUAUGUUGUAAAGAAUCUUCUUUUCCCUGCUAUUAGCCUUGCAUUUGAUGACA